CAAUUAAUUCGGAUUUUAGGCUUGUUGUUUUGUGAGGAGUCAUAUGAUCGCGCAGGGAUACCAACUGAACGAGUGGUAAACACUAAACACAGCGAAAGUGACAGGACCGACUGGAAAUUGACAGAAUACUCAUUUUUUAUUGUUAAAAGAUCUUUUUUGAGAUGGAGACCGAACUGACCAGGCUGAUGGAAGAAGUGUUGCAGUACCCCAAUGUCAAAGGGGUGAUGUUCACCGACGAAAAGGGACUCUGCGUUGAAGCUAAAGGUUCCUGUUCUCCACUGAGCUCCGGAGGAAUUUACAGAGUGGCAGAAUUGGCCACCAGGCUGGACCCUGACGGCAAAAGACCUUCGUUCAUUCACAUGCUUGGAACAAAUUCCAACGAGCUGCUCAUCCAGCAGAGGAACAACUUGACUGUCACUGUGAUGAGGGCCACUGAGCCCAAUCCUACUGCGUGAUAUUUUUCCUUGUAGAAAAUUAUUAUUUUACUAGUGAGCUUUAAAAUAUUCCAUAUCACUAUUAAUAGCUGUUGCCCAUUGACUGCAAAACAAAGUCAUGAAGCUGACAUAUUAUUAUAAAGGAAAAGAUAAAAAUAUUCCAGUAAUGUUAAAUCAAGCCAAAAACUACAUAAUUUAUUUAUCUAAUUUAUUUUAUGCAAAUCAGACGGCAGUUUCUUUUCUUUUAAAUGUAGAAAUGAAAACAAAAAAUGCAGAAUAAAAAAAUUACGUGUUAAGAUUCCAAAUUUUGCUUGUAAUUUAUCAAACGCAAUUUCUAACAAUUGUUUCUGGUUGAUUUGAGCAGGAAACUGUCUCUUGCAUAAUUCAGAUUUCUUUUAUUUGUUUGCUGCUGCUUAUGGGUAUAAAGAAAUUGUUAUAAAUACAUGGAAAAUAAAACAACAGCGAAUAUAA
Molecule: messenger RNA, 905 nt
Organism: Neocloeon triangulifer
Lineage: Eukaryota; Metazoa; Arthropoda; Insecta; Ephemeroptera; Baetidae
Product: ragulator complex protein LAMTOR5 homolog
Exons: 2
Coding region: 162-455 (97 amino acids)
Biological process (GO): positive regulation of TORC1 signaling; cellular response to amino acid stimulus
Cellular component (GO): lysosome; Ragulator complex; cytoplasm
Molecular function (GO): guanyl-nucleotide exchange factor activity
Source: RefSeq, a predicted model, not a curated record